AUGGCAGACCAGCCAGUUCCGCCGAAGAAGACGAAGGGCCAGCAGAAAGUCGAAAUCAAAAUGGUGGAAGACGCUAAAAGGCGUAGUGUCACAUUCACAAAACGCAAAGCUGGGCUUUUUAAGAAGGCCGACCAGCUCUGUACUCUCACUGGCGCUGAGGUCGCUCUCAUGGUGUUCUCUCCCGGAGGCAAGCCUUACACGUUCGGCAGUCCCGACGUGAACACCGUGAUACAGAGAUACAAGAGUCAGGUUCGGCCAUCGCCGAGGAUGGAGCAACUGCAAGCCGAGCUUAAUGAAAUCUUGGAACAGUUGGCUUAUGAGGAUAAGCGAGCCGAGGAGCUGAAGGAGAACAAGAAACAAUUGCUGGAACAAACGUGGAUGGCUGCACCAAUGGAUACAUUGUCUAGGGCUCAAAAACAGUGUAUGCAGGAGCGACUAGUGCAACUGAACAAAGUACUCUCUCAACUUCCUCCUGGCUUAUUAAACUUGCAUGGAUUAUUGGCGGCACCUCCUCAGAAUUCGGCGUCCGAGUUUCAGAGUAGUUCCUUGACUGCGUUGUUGACUCAGACUCCGGAGCUCCAAGGAAGUUCGGUGCUAUCACGUGGAACCUCCACGGCACCGGUGACUGGAAGUCAGAAUUUUACAGGAAACAUGAUGAUUACACCCUCUGGUAACUUCUACACAGGUGAGUCGUCAUCGGCGGUGCCUGCGGGAACUCAGAAUCAUGUGUUUAACAUGAUUCUGAACGGCCAUGACAACUUCCGCGAGGGCGAAUCCUCAUCAAUGGUGCCAGCUGAGAGUCAUAAUAACAUGUUUGAGGAAAAUGGCAUGCUGAACAGCUAUGGAAACUUCAACCCAGACGAACCGUCGGCACCAUUGCCGGCAGAGAGUCAGAAUCACAUGUUUGACGAAAACAUGAUGCUGAACGUCGAUGACUACCUAGGCGAAUCGUCGUCAAUGGUACCGGCAGAGACUCGGCAUCAUAUGCUUGAGGAUAACAUGAUGAUGCCGGGGGACAGCAAUGAUAACUUAUACAUAGACGAAUCAUCGUCAAUGGUGCCUAUGUUCGAGGAUAACAUGAUACUGAACAGUCAAGAGGACUUCUACACAGGUGGAUCCUCAUCAAUGGCGUCAGAAGCUCAGAUCAUAAUGUUUGGCGAUAACAUGAUGCAAGCAGCCAAUGACAACUUCUUGACAAGCGGAUCCUUAUUAACUGCAGAUAUGACUGGUCACCAGAAUCAAUUUUAUGAUGAAAACAUUAUGAUUCCUCAACAUGACAACUUCAAUGCUCGUGGAUCAUCGAUCGCAGUGCCACCAGCUGAUGGGAAUCAAAUUUUUGAUGAAAACAUCAUGGUUCCUCCACAUGAUGAUAACUACUACAUAUGUGAAUCUUCGUUGGUGCCGACAACUUAUGAGAGUCUGGAUUUUGAUGAAAACAUGAGGUGGUUGCUAGAUGAUCAAUUCUAUGGAAGCAGUUCCUCUAUGGCGCUGCCAGAGCAAGGUCAAAUGUUUGAUGGAAAUGUGAUUCCGCCGCCGCCGCCUCCUCCUUAUGAUGGAUAUGGUGCUGGACCUUCAGGGUUCAACUGA
This is a messenger RNA of Prosopis cineraria, 1587 nucleotides long. RefSeq lists its product as uncharacterized. Lineage: Eukaryota; Viridiplantae; Streptophyta; Magnoliopsida; Fabales; Fabaceae. The transcript has a single exon. The record is from RefSeq and is a predicted model, not a curated record. The coding region runs from base 1 to 1587 and encodes 528 amino acids. Gene Ontology annotation, biological process: positive regulation of transcription by RNA polymerase II. Gene Ontology annotation, molecular function: protein dimerization activity; RNA polymerase II cis-regulatory region sequence-specific DNA binding; DNA-binding transcription factor activity, RNA polymerase II-specific.